This is a messenger RNA of Brassica napus (rape), 572 nucleotides long. Its product is annotated as glycine-rich protein 3 short isoform. The transcript has 2 exons. The record is from RefSeq and is a predicted model, not a curated record. Lineage: Eukaryota; Viridiplantae; Streptophyta; Magnoliopsida; Brassicales; Brassicaceae. The coding region runs from base 47 to 409 and encodes 120 amino acids.
CCGUCAGAAUACCGAUGUUUUCUUGUAGUGUGAGAGAUUGCUUACGAUGGCUUCUAAAGCUUUGCUUCUCUUAAGUCUCAUUGUUGUUAUCCUCAUUGCCUCUGAGGUGGCAGCCAGGGACCUAGCUGAUAGCUCGGCAGAAAAUAAGAACAAUGAGAGAGAAGAAGGAAUGCAAACUGACCAGUAUGGAGGGUAUCCAGGAAGAGGGUACGGAGGAUACCCAGGUGGGGGAUAUGGCGGAAACCGCGGUGGUGGAUACGGUGGUAGGGGCGGAUACGGAGGACGUGGAAGAGGAUACUGUCGCUAUGGUUGUUGCUACAGAGGCUACUACGGUGGCUGCUCUAGGUGCUGUGCUUAUGCUGGUGAGGCUGUUCAAACUCAGCCGGAGAGUACUGAUCCAGCUCACUAGAAAAUCAUGCAUAUUGGAUUCCUCAUGCUGCAAUGGUUGUGAAGUAUAAGUCUCAAGUCAAAUAAACGAGAAUAAAUUAAGAUAUAUAUAGUGAAGUGCCAGGGUUUGAAAAGUUUGUCAUAACGAUAAAAGAAAAUGGAAAGUUUGAGUUUUUUUUUUCUAA